AUGGCAACAUGAUCAAAUUUAAAUCUACAAAAUGGAGCUUCACCUUUAAUAGAACAAAUUAUUUUUUUUCACGAUCACACAUUAAUUAUUUUAAUUAUAAUUACAAUUUUAGUUAGAUAUUUAAUAAUUAGUUUAUUUUUUAAUAAAUAUAUUAAUCGAUUUUUAUUAGAAGGACAAAUAAUUGAAUUAAUUUGAACAAUUAUACCAGCUUUUACAUUAAUUUUCAUUGCUUUACCAUCAUUACGAUUAUUGUAUUUAUUAGAUGAACUCAAUAACCCACUAAUUACACUAAAAUCUAUCGGACAUCAAUGAUACUGAAGAUAUGAAUAUUCAGAUUUUAAUAAUAUUGAAUUUGACUCAUAUAUAAUCCCAUCCAAUGAAAUAAAAAAUAAUGAAUUCCGACUAUUAGAUGUAGAUAAUCGUAUUAUUUUACCAAUAAACAACCAAAUUCGAAUUAUAAUUACAGCAACCGAUGUAAUUCAUUCAUGAACAAUUCCUUCAUUAGGUGUUAAAGUUGAUGCUAAUCCAGGUCGAUUAAAUCAAACAAACUUCUUUAUUAAUCGACCUGGAAUUUUUUUUGGUCAAUGUUCAGAAAUUUGUGGAGCUAAUCAUAGUUUUAUACCUAUUGUAAUUGAAAGUAUUUCAAUCAAAAACUUUAUUAAUUGAAUUAAUAACUACUCAU
Molecule: messenger RNA, 682 nt
Organism: Bombyx mori (domestic silkworm)
Lineage: Eukaryota; Metazoa; Arthropoda; Insecta; Lepidoptera; Bombycidae
Source: the annotation of a RefSeq genome assembly